UCAUAUGGAUUUAUGACGCAAUAUAAUAAGACAAAUAAAUUUGAAAGCAGAAAGCGUUAUUAUGGAAAAUAUGGCAAAUUUGUCAAAUGAUAAUGUAGUCAAACGAAACGUGAACUCGCUGCCACCAGUACCAGCUUUUGUUACAAAAGAAAGCUAUCAGCAUGCAGGUAGUUUUUUGCCCCAACCGACCGAUAUCUUCGUUAAUUGUCCGCCGAAAUGUGGCACGACAUGGAUGUCGCAAAUAGUUCAUCAGUUAAGAAGCGGAGGAGACAUGAGUUUUAAUGAUAUAGACGAAGUUGUAUUGUGGAUUGAUACAGCUUAUACAUUUGGCGAUGUCAUCGACAAGGAGCAGACAUACCAUCCGAGGAUUUUCAAAAGCCAUAUGUCAUACAAAACGAGUCCUAAAGGCCAUUUCUAUAUCUCCGGAGAAAUGACGAUAGAGACGUUUAUAUCGGAUAUAUAUAAGAAAAAGAUUAAAGAAUUAAUGGAUUAUUUCGAGCAUUUACGCAGUUGGUGGCCUAGACGAAAUGAUUCGAAUGUUUUGAUGCUGACUUAUGAAGAUAUGUCAAAUGAUUUAGAAAGUGCUGUUCGCUCUGUUGCAACGUUCGUGGGAAUAACGGAUGAAGGGUCUAUUAGGAAUGCUGUGAAAAUGAGUUCUUUUGAUUUUAUGAAGAUACAUAAAGACAAAUUCAACAUGAGCAUCUAUCUGCAAAAUCUGCAAAGGAUCGGAUACCUUGGAACAAGCUUGUUAGAACGUGUUGCUACCGGAUCUGCCACAAAAGGACGAGAAAUGAUGAGCGAGCAGGCAAAACAAGCCAUUCAAAACAUGUGGAAUGAAUCCAUAACGUCUACAAUUGGUUUAAAAAAUUAUGAAGAAUUUUGCACGGCUUUAAACAAUGAAAAACAUCAGUAGAGUUUUUAAUGUUGAUUUGAACUUUAACCUCUGGAUAUAAGGGAUGUAGAUAUAAAAAUUUGUCAGCGAAAUUGUCCUUAAAAUAAGUUGUUAUUCGCACGUGGUUGUAGUUUGUAAAUGUUACACAGCACUCUUUGCAGCCACCAUUUAGCGAUUCACUAGCGCCUUGAGAGAACUGUUUGUGAGAUAAAUGUUUGACUUGUAUUCGCUAUAGGUUUUGCCUUGUCUGCCAUUCUGCAAAUCAGAAAUUUAAAAUAAAUAUUAUGACGUGGCA
Messenger RNA from Xenia sp. Carnegie-2017, 1187 nucleotides. Its product is annotated as sulfotransferase ssu-1-like. The coding region runs from base 62 to 913 and encodes 283 amino acids. Gene Ontology annotation, biological process: sulfation. Lineage: Eukaryota; Metazoa; Cnidaria; Anthozoa; Malacalcyonacea; Xeniidae. Gene Ontology annotation, cellular component: cytoplasm. The transcript is spliced from 2 exons. The record is from RefSeq and is a predicted model, not a curated record. Gene Ontology annotation, molecular function: sulfotransferase activity.